CUAGAAAUCUAGAAUAACUCAACGGAGUUAAUUAACAACAUUGCCACACAAGUCUCGAUUCGCACACUCACACCCAUUCUUGAACACCAAGCGAAAGCUGAAUUUCAACCCACCGCUUCUUCUUCUUCUUCUUCUUCGUUCAAAGUCACAAAACGCCAACGAAGACAGCGAUCUGACUGACCAAGAACACCGAACAAUUAUAUACUUAGAAAUCUUCUUGCAAAACAAAGGGCAAAAACAGAAAAUGUAUGUGGAUCACGCGUUUUCGAUCUCGGACGAGGACAUGAUGAUGGGUACCUCGUACACUGUGAAUAACAAGCCCCCAAUCAAGGAGAUCUCACUCGCUGUCGCUCUUCUUGUUUUUGGAACCCUUGGAAUCAUCAUCGGUUCUCUCAUGGCUUAUAACCAUGUCGGCGGUGACACUGCUCACGGGUUGUUCUUUGCGAUCUUGGGAACGCUGUUGUUCAUACCAGGGUUCUACUACACAAGGAUUGCAUAUUAUGCUUACAAGGGUUACAAGGGAUUCUCUUUCUCUAACAUACCUCCAGUUUAGUUUACUUAUAUAUGUAUGUCAUAUUGUUAAGAUGAUCAUAUACCCUUCUCUUGUACAGAUCUUUUCUUUUGUUGAACUUUGUACUCUACUUUCUUUUGUGUCUAAACUAAACCAUAUAUACUGCUACUUGCUACUACUGUUAGGGUUUUGUUCUAUCAAGUGAAUCAUUCUGCUCUGAAAUCGUUAACUAGGACAUGGAUGAAUGGUGAUAGUUUAAGUUUUGUGUGUCAUGUGUAAGCGUGGAUUAAAUGAUAUUGAAGUCUCCUCUUUUCUUUUAUUUUUCUGUCUUUUGGUUCUUUACAUUAUGAGGAGGUUUAUGUAUGUAUGAAUUCUGAGUUAUUGAUUUGAUUGGAAGAUAUUAGGUGCUGUGGAUGUGGAUAGGUGAUUGGUGAAUGUGACUGAGGAAGAAGAAUUAGAAUUGUUAGUGUCAAAAUUGAGAGAAGAAUUAAAAGGGGGAAACUAGACUUUCAUUUCA
Molecule: messenger RNA, 1028 nt
Organism: Arachis ipaensis
Lineage: Eukaryota; Viridiplantae; Streptophyta; Magnoliopsida; Fabales; Fabaceae
Cellular component (GO): endomembrane system
Source: RefSeq, a predicted model, not a curated record